ACUUCUCUCAACAAUAUAAUGCUUUUUGAAGCGAAAAUUGCUUUUGGAAGCGAAUCAAAAUCCAAGCACGACCAGGUUCCUGAAAUUCUUCUGCCUAAGAAAGACUGCUCGAGCUUAUAAUAUAUAGUAGUGGGAUACGCGUGGUCUUUUGGUGUUGAGAGGACCUACUAGUGACAUGAACAAGAAUAGAGGGACGAAAAUGUAAAACUCACCUUGUAUAUACUACUCCCGUGGAGGGAUGGAAGGAUAAGGUCAAUCCUCAAUGUUCCAGACUUCUCUCCCCUUCUUGAGCUAAUCAACAUGGCAUCAGAGCCACCCGUCUCCGGCGAGGCAGCGGCGGCCGUGGAACGGCGUUGAGUGGGUUCGGAGGCGGCGGAAGUUGGUGGUGGUGCUGGUGGUCAACGGCGCUGUGAAGGAGGGCGACCUGGGCCCGUGAGGCGACUCAGUGCAAUGGCGGAACUGAGCAGAGUGCUGCAGCGGUGAAGGAGGUGCUGGGAGGAACAAGGCGGCGAGGAGCAGUGGUUUGAUUUACCACGGGUGAGUUGGCUGUUUGUGUGGUUGCGUGUGGAGGUUGCCCAGGCUGGUGGUGUGAUUAGGGAGGAGAAAGGAGCCGACGGCUAGCUAGUGCGGCGUGCAGAGGCUUGAAUCUGAGAAGUAGAAGUGCAGCGUGUAGAGGAGAUGGCUGAAAUCAAUGAUGCCCCAGCAGUUACUUCCAGUGAGCUUGCGGCUGUAUUGCAGCAGUUACUUCCAGAAGUGCAGGGCUCUGUUUGAUGCAAUCAACAAGCAAGCUAGCAGCUCCAAAUCAGAGGCUGAAAUAAAGGAGGAGAUACAUCCCUUACAGAUGCCACAUGUGAAGUUAGAGGGUCCUGAGAACUAUGUAAGCUGGGCUGAGCAUGCUGAAACCAUCCUGGUUUCAAGGAAAUUGGAAGGAUACAUCCUUGGGACAGUAGAGAAACCUGAGGAAGAAGGUUCAAAAGAAGGCCAAAAAUGGAGAGCAACCAAUGCUUUGGUCAGGGCAUGGCUUCUGAGUUCGAUGUCUUCUCAGAUUGCAAAGCAGGUUGAGAGAAUCAAAGAUGCUUCAGAGAUUUGGAGGCUCCUGAAAGGCACAUAUUCAGGAGUGGGAAAUGAGAUGUUAGCAUGCAAAAUUCAAAAGGAGUUGCAGGAGCUGAGCCAAGGUGAGAGAACAGUGGUGGAAUAUGUGUCUGAACUUAAAAGGUUGUGGAGUGACCUGGACUACUAUGAUCCAGUUGAAAUGGAGUGUGGGAAAUGUAUUGAGAAGCAUAGUAAGUGGACUGAGAGGAGACGUGUUAGAGACUUCCUAAAUGGCCUCCAUCCCAGGUUUGAAAAUAGGAGAGCAGCUCUAUAUGGCAGUGGGAAGCUACCAAGUCUUGAGCAAGCAAUUUCUGCAAUAGCGAGUGAAGAAACUCGGCUAAGGUUGGAGGCAGCAGGAUCGGCUUCACAGGGAGUAACGCAAAGGCGCUCAGCUUUCUUGGCUGCAGGAGGUGGAAGAUACCAAAGAACAGGAGCAGGUAACGGUGAAAGAAAAUGUCUUGAAUGUGGAUCACCAGGACAUCUUGUGGCAGGCUGCCCUAAAUUGAUGGGAGGAGGUCGUGGUAGAGGCCAGGACUGGCAAGGUAGAGCCAGAGGCAGAUUAUUUGAUGCAUGUGGUGGCCGUGGGAGAGGCAUGUUGUUUCCCGGAAGAGCAAACACUUCAGCUGCCGAGGAACUGUCUCAGAAAUUGAGCGUUGAGAUAACCCUCGAUGAGCUAGAGAAGUGGCGUCAAUUCAAGAACCUAAAUCUUGGUGUUGAACUGCCUCAGGAGUCACAUGCAUCAUCCUCUUCAUCAGCAAAUUUUUCUGGAACUUGGAACUGGAAAAGAGAUUGGGACAGGGAGCAUGCGUGAUGGGUUAUAUUACUUGGAUAGUAAUAUAUUUCCUGCAGUGGCUGCUACAGUGUCUCCCUCGUCACUAGAAGAAUUCCUACUUCAACAUCGUCGGUUGGGACAUCUUUCUUUUGCUAUUUUGGGUCAGAUUUACCCUAAUCUCUAUUGUAAAAUUAGUAAAGAACAACUAAUGUGUGAUGCCUGUCAGUAUGGAAAGCAAGUUAGGAGCUCUUAUUUAUCAUCUGAUAAUAGAAGUGAUGUGCCUUUGCAAACUA
Aegilops tauschii subsp. strangulata is the source of this 2157-nucleotide messenger RNA. RefSeq lists its product as uncharacterized. NCBI's taxonomy places the organism in Eukaryota, Viridiplantae, Streptophyta, Magnoliopsida, Poales, Poaceae. Gene Ontology annotation, molecular function: nucleic acid binding; zinc ion binding. The record is from RefSeq and is a predicted model, not a curated record.